AUGGCCUCCAAAACGGACACGAACGGCGUCGACCUCGCUCAGAUCGACGCAGCCGCGGCGCCGCCCGAGCUACAAGGUGAUAUUGCUCUUCUGGCCUCAUUUUUAUCGGUGUCGCGGCAAUCGACAGACGACCUGUCGGAUGCGGAUAUCGCGGAACUGCUGCGCCAGCUGGAGGCUGCUACUGGGGUCGCAGAAGGCGUCGAGAGCCGUCUGGAUGGUAUUUUGGGUAGCUUGGACAGUCUUUUGGAAGCGUUUAGCGGGAGUGAAACGGUCCAGGAUUCUGUGGGGACGGACACAAAGGAUUCAAAAGAGCCCAAUGAGAUACCAGCAGACGUAGAGAAUGAACGGAAGUGAAGAGAUGAAACUAGGCUGUGCUCAAGAUUCGGUUAAAACCUUCGAUCACUCCCCUUAAUACGCUGGCUUAUCGUUGGGUUGUGUCUCCUUAUUGACCGAAGGUAUAUCACGAUUUACACCUGGGGUUUUCGGACGACCUCAUCUAUACGCUUUCCCCCGUAUUGUCCCUCUCGUUAUACGGCGUCGCUGCCCUCUAUUUCGCUUCUUGCAUUACAGGCUGUUAUAUACCCC
This is a messenger RNA of Gloeophyllum trabeum ATCC 11539, 585 nucleotides long. RefSeq lists its product as uncharacterized. Bases 1 to 354 code for a protein of 117 amino acids. The transcript has 3 exons. Lineage: Eukaryota; Fungi; Basidiomycota; Agaricomycetes; Gloeophyllales; Gloeophyllaceae. The record is from RefSeq and is a predicted model, not a curated record.